AUGUCGGGUGAGAUCGAGCGUCUCAAGGAUGAGGGCACGAGACAGCAAGUUGUUAUAGCUGGUGGCAUCGCAGGCCUCGUGUCCAGAUUCGUCAUCGCUCCCUUAGACGUUGUCAAAAUCCGACUCCAGCUCCAGCCCCAUUCGCUCUCCGACCCUCUGUCUUGCGAUGGCAUCAAAGGCCCAAUCUACAAGGGUGUCUUUCCCACUCUGCGCGCAAUCGCGAGAGAUGAGGGUAUCCGGGCGCUGUGGAAGGGAAAUAUUCCUGCGGAAUUGAUGUACAUCACAUAUGGUGGCGUCCAGUUUACCGCUUAUCGCUCAAUCACUCAAGCUCAAGCUAUGCUUCCGUCGCGUCUGCCGCCAUCAGUCGAGUCUUUCGUUAGCGGUGCCGGAGCAGGCGCCGCCGCAACUUCAAUUACCUAUCCUUUGGAUCUGCUGCGGACCCGAUUCGCUGCACAAGGCCCGGAGAGGAUCUAUUCGGGACUCGCCAGUUCUAUUCAAGACAUUAUCCGGCACGAGGGACCCAGCGGCUUCUUUCGGGGCCUCAGCGCUGCGCUAGGCCAGAUCGUCCCCUACAUGGGCCUCUUCUUCAUGAGCUAUGAAUUCUUCCAUCAAUACAUCGGGGGCAAGACAUUGCCGUUCGGCUCCGGUGAUGCCACUGCUGGUGUAUUCGCCAGUGUCUUUGCAAAAACUGCCGUUUUUCCUCUGGAUCUGGUCAGGAAGAGACUGCAGGUGCAGGGCCCGACCAGGGCCAGGUAUAUCCACACGAAUAUCCCCGAAUAUGCGGGUGUUAUUCGUGCUCUCACGACCAUUUGGAAGAAGGAAGGCUAUCGGGGUUGGUAUCGAGGACUGACUGUCAGCUUGAUCAAGGCUGCACCAGCAUCAGCCGUCACCAUGUGGACAUAUGAGCGCGUGAUGCAUUCGCUUGUUCACUCGGGUAGAAACGAUGAGAUGUGGGAAACUUAUACUGGCUACGAUGAUGAUUACGAUGACUAA
This is a messenger RNA of Fonsecaea erecta, 993 nucleotides long. RefSeq names its product mitochondrial thiamine pyrophosphate carrier 1. The transcript is spliced from 3 exons. The record is from RefSeq and is a predicted model, not a curated record. The coding region runs from base 1 to 993 and encodes 330 amino acids. Lineage: Eukaryota; Fungi; Ascomycota; Eurotiomycetes; Chaetothyriales; Herpotrichiellaceae. Gene Ontology annotation, cellular component: mitochondrial inner membrane. Gene Ontology annotation, biological process: thiamine pyrophosphate transmembrane transport. Gene Ontology annotation, molecular function: thiamine transmembrane transporter activity.